AUGACGGUUAAAAUUCUUUCCAGCGACCUCAUCUUCCCAAAAUUGAACAAAGAUCAAGCUGAAAUCAGAAUCUUGGAAGUUCAGCCUGGCAGUUCAGGUUCGCAGAUACACUGCAAGUUCCACGUCGCGACAUUGGACGAACUGGAACAGCCAUAUGAGACCCUAUCUUAUACCUGGGGCGAUGAAAACGAAGCAACAAAAGUCACUGUUUGGCUUGAAAAAACGCCAGUUCCCGUUGCCAGAAACCUUUUUGACGCAUUGCAGAGGCUUCGUAUGACUCAUGAGCCCAGAUAUCUCUGGGUUGACGCACUAUGCAUCAAUCAGGGUGAUGAUGUGGAAAAGACCUGGCAGGUCAGCAUGAUGCACCGCGUCUACAGCCAAUGUCAUCAAUGCGCCAUCUGGCUGGGGGCCUUGGGAGAUGUCGAUGUGUUUCAUGCUAGAGCAGCCGUGGACACUUUGUGUUGGUUCGCUGGGUCGCGAGGGAAACCCGACUGGAUGGAUGACGAUUCGGCCAGAGAGUAUGCUGCCAAAGCACUAAAGAUUCUCAUCAACUUGCCAUGGUGGAGCCGGAUAUGGACGGUCCAGGAAGCUAUUCUCCCAUCCUCUGCGACAGUUUAUUGGGGCCCGUGUGAGAUUUCGUGGGACCUGAUGCGCAGGGCGGCAGACAGCUUCUUUGACACUCCCUCCCGCGACAUUCCAGACGAGUUCUGGGACAAUGGCGGAGCCAUCGACCUUCAAAGUGCUACGCGGGGACUUGCCUUCACAAGAAAAGAGUCUCUGUUUCAAGUUUUGUGGCGCUGGAGGUUCCGUCAAGCUACGGAUCCAAGGGACAAGGUCUAUGGACUUGUUGGUUUUCGACGUGACACUUCACUGCCAAACGUGAGAACCUGCGAUUACACAAUCGAUGUUAGAACCUUGUAUCAGAGGGUCACGGCCGAUCUCAUCCAUAGGGGGUUAUAUGGCGUUGGGGAAGGCUUAAAGGUCGAAGACGAUCGGAUCCUCUGCUUGCAUGGCUUGCAAAUUGACCGCAUUUCUGUGGUUGAAGACCGUUCCAAAGAAACGUGUGUGGAAGAUUACGGAUCAGCUGGGUCUAUGUUCCUCGCCGGUGGCGGAAGAUGGGGGAAGGUUAUCACCGAGUUCCAAGAGAAAUGCCCCGGACAACUUCCAGACAACUGGAUGAGUGCAUUUCUAGGCCUCAUUACCGGCAAGUUGGCCUUGUUCAUCACCGAGUCAGGGCGUUUCGGGCUAGGGCCACGGAACAUUCAACCAGGGCAGGAGGUGUGGGUUAUUGGCGGAUGCAGGUUUCCUGUUGUUUUGAAUCGUCGAGCUGGAGGAUUUAAAGACGAAGGCUUUACCUUUGCUGGCGAAUGUUUUGUGUAUGGAGUUAUGAGAGGUGAGGCAGUAGAAGGACGGAGUGAUGAGCAGAGAGAAAUCAAGCUAUAUUAG
Molecule: messenger RNA, 1446 nt
Organism: Fusarium vanettenii 77-13-4
Lineage: Eukaryota; Fungi; Ascomycota; Sordariomycetes; Hypocreales; Nectriaceae
Exons: 3
Coding region: 1-1446 (481 amino acids)
Source: RefSeq, a predicted model, not a curated record